Zophobas morio is the source of this 1649-nucleotide messenger RNA. RefSeq lists its product as uncharacterized. The coding region runs from base 35 to 1621 and encodes 528 amino acids. Gene Ontology annotation, biological process: fatty-acyl-CoA biosynthetic process; long-chain fatty acid metabolic process. The transcript has 5 exons. The record is from RefSeq and is a predicted model, not a curated record. Gene Ontology annotation, molecular function: long-chain fatty acid-CoA ligase activity. Lineage: Eukaryota; Metazoa; Arthropoda; Insecta; Coleoptera; Tenebrionidae.
UGUUUCUAGUUGCUUGUAGAAGCAUAACGUCAACAUGAGUGCGCGAAUUUUGCAGGGGCCUAAACAAAAGAACCUCAUUGAGGAAAAAACACUAGGUCGUUUUAUUUUCAACCGCUGUACAAAAUAUUACAAUAAUCUUUGCCAGAUUGACGGUACCACCGACAAAUGCGAAACGUACGGUAGUCUGAAACUACGAGGUACUCGAUUAGCCAUCGAACUCCAGAAAAGAGGAGUGACAUCCAAAGAUGUAAUUGUAGUGUGUUCCGAGAAUACACUUGACGCGGUUAUUCCAAUCGUAGCAGGUACUUUCAUUGGUGCUAAAGUCUCAAACUUGGAUCCGUCACUUUCCACAAGGCAUAUUAAACAUUUGUUAAGUUUGGUGGAACCAAGAGUGAUUUUCGUCCAAGAAUCGUCCAUCAAAUUAAUCGAGGAGUGUAUUUUGAAUAACGACUUUCAAACAGAAAUCAUCGUUUUUGGUACUUCGCAAAGGUACUCCCUCUUUUCAGACUUGAUUAAAAAACAAGAAAACGAAGACGAAUUUGAGCCAGUCGAUGUUGACCCCGAAGAUAUAGCCUUGAUGUUUUUCAGCAGCGGUACUACAGGGCUGCCAAAAGCAAUUUGUCACUCGAGCAGAGGGUAUAUGGAGAUGGUGACACAAACAUGUCAAAUUGGUUGGAUUGAUAAAGUUUUACACUUUACCACAUUCUACUGGAUGACAGCGAUGAUGAUCUUCCUUGGAUGUUGCAAUUUUGGUAAUUACAGGGUGUUUUGUCGGAAUGCAAGUGGCGAAGACAUUUUCAAAAUUAUUCAGAAAUAUAAAGUCAAGAGUAUGUUUAUGGCUCCUACUUUAACCUACAAACUCACUCGCGUCGAAAACCCACGAAAAUAUGACACUUCUUCUCUUAAAACAAUCACUGUUGGUGGUACCCCUAUAUCAGCAGUUCAGAUUGAGAAACUGAGUCAAAUGUUUCCGACUGCAAUAACCUAUCAGUUGUACGGUAUGACCGAAAUAGGACUGAUCUCAGGGUUUGGACCAGACGUCGACCAAGAAACGCUUAACAGAAAAAUUACAUCCUGCGGAAAACUCAGCUCAAACACCAAACUAAAGGUGGUUGAUUUCGCCACUGGAGAAAUGCUCCCUCCGAACAAAAAAGGAGAAAUAUGCGUCUUUUCCCGUUCUCUCAUGAAAGGGUACCACAAAAAAGACUCCUCUCAAACCUUCGAGAAAGACGGUUUCCUGAAAACCGGCGACGAAGGGUACUACGACGAAGAAGAAUACAUCUACAUAGUUGAAAGAAUUAAAGAAAUGUUUAAGUACCAAUCGUGGCAUAUAAUUCCGUCUUCGAUCGAAACAGUACUGCUGGAACAUCCAGCCGUUAAAGAGGCUGUGGUUUUCGGGCUUCCGCACGACGAAGAUGGAGAUGUUCCAGCUGCUUGUUUGGUGUUGAAACAGGGUGGUAACAUUGGAGAACAAGAGAUUGACAAGUUUUUGACAGAAAGAGUGGCCGAUCGGGAGAGGUUGAGGGGAGGAGUUACUUUUGUGGAAACACUGCCCCAAACCCCCACCGGGAAAAUCGACCGGCGACAAGUUCGAGAUUUUGUUGUAAACAUGAAAAAUUAAAAGCGACAAAAAGUUGAACUAAAGCACA